Messenger RNA from Dichotomopilus funicola, 681 nucleotides. RefSeq names its product peroxisomal membrane protein 4. Bases 1 to 681 code for a protein of 226 amino acids. The transcript has 5 exons. Gene Ontology annotation, cellular component: peroxisomal membrane. The record is from RefSeq and is a predicted model, not a curated record. NCBI's taxonomy places the organism in Eukaryota, Fungi, Ascomycota, Sordariomycetes, Sordariales, Chaetomiaceae.
AUGUCGGCCGCUCUCGAGUCUCUCAAGGCCGCGACCGAGCGCAUCAUCCUCGACCCGAAAUACCACGACCUGCUCGCCAUCCUCAAAGGCGCUCGCAAUGGCGCCGUCUACGGCACCAAAGUGCGGUUCCCGCAUGCGCUGGUCAUGAUUAUGCUUUUUCGCUCUGGAACAUUCCGAGAAAAGAUAUGGCUCAUCUUCCGCGCGACACGCACCCACGCCCGUAACCUCGCCAAGUUUGCCGUCAUCUACAAAGCCACCUGCGCGCUGCUCAGGCGCUUCGGUCAGACCCCGGGAAAAGAAGGCCCCUACGACAGCUUCGUCGCCGGCCUUCUCGGCGGCUACAUCGUCUUCGGCCAACGCUCCCCACGCUCCGGCAAAGUCUCCUCGGUCAGCCAACAAAUCGUCAUCUACAUCUUCGCGCGCGUAGCCCUCGCACUCGCGCGACUCGCCGUCAAACCAGGCGUGGGCCUACCCAUCGUAUCGGCCAACGCCAACCGCAGCGCAACCAUCAGCCACUACGCCUGGCCCGUGUUUGCUAGCGUCUCGUGGGCGAUGGUCAUGCACUUGUUCAAGUGGCAUCCGGAGGAUCUGCAGCCGAGUUUGAGGAGUAGUAUGACGUAUAUUUAUCGGGAUUCGGAUAGUUGGGAUGGGUUGAGGACUUUUGCUUGGCAUAAUAAGUAG